UCCAGCUGUAGCGUCUUUUCACCCGGUCCCAAGAACCCAACCGUGACAACACGAGUUCAUGGUUUAUCUCCAUGCGCACAUUUCUCCCUUCAACCCCCUCCUCGGGUUGGGUGCAGGGUGUGUUUCUGGAAAUGGGACAGCCCUUUUCUUCUUCUCAGCUUUCCUCAUGUAGUGUAGUUGUACUAUUAAAAUCUGUGGAACCUCCCACACCCCACUGACUACAGCUUCACUCACCGCUGGGAUCUGAGUCUGUUUGUCCGCGUGUUUCACUACAGCUGAGCGUCUGACCGAUGCAGCCUGUCCCAUUCUCUGAAAGCCUGGACAUCACCUUCUACUUGGCAGUGCAAAGGGAUGUGAAUCUGUCAUGCUUUCUAAAUGUUGCGGGCCAGCGAGCCUGAUUUAUUCCACAUAUGGUCCGCCGACGGAGAGGUGUUUUUUCUUGGGAUUUGUAUAAGUUUUCCUGUUUACCUGGAAAGAGAGAGGGUCACACUCGAGUCAGCAAACUUACUCUCCUGCUUAGAAAAACAGUAAAUGAGAGAAGGCCAGACUGAGUCCCAGAGGAGACCGUUGGCUGACCUGAAGUGUUGGUGAGCAUCUGGAGGAGACAGCAGACAGACGUCAGCCAUGGCCAAGGGCUUCUACGUCAGCAAGAGCCUGGGGCUGGUUGGUCUGGUAACGGGGGCUGCGGCGCUGGUCACCAUUGUAGCCCUCUCAGUGGUCUAUGACCGGGAGAAGACCAGGAACACAAAAAGUCCUGCGGAUGAUGGGGUCACCGCAACCAUGGCCGUGUCAAUCUCCACAACUCAAUCCGUUCCCAAAGAUCCCUGGGACCACUACAGGCUGCCAGACGCUCUGUCCCCGGUCUCCUACAACAUUACCCUCUGGCCUCGGUUGCAGGUGAACCAAGAUGGCCUCUACAUCUUCACCGGCCAGUCGGCUGUGGUGUUUGAAUGUAAGAAGCCCACUGACCUGAUCCUCAUCCACUCCAACAAGCUGAACCUGACAUUGAUCAAUGGCCGCCAUGCCAGACUGACCGGCCUGGGCGGAGCCACGCCUCCCACCAUUAAGGACAGCUGGCUGCAGGUGGAGACAGAGUUCCUGGUGAUCCAGCUCAAUGGGAAGUUGUCUGCUGGGAAAAUCUAUAUGCUUUUUACUGAGUUUAAAGGAGAGCUGGCGGAUGACCUCGAAGGAUUCUACAGGAGCGAAUAUACAGAGGAUGGCGUUCUAAAAGUGGUUGCCACAUCUCAGAUGCAGCCCACGUACGCCAGGAAAGCUUUCCCCUGUUUUGAUGAACCCGCCAUGAAGGCUGUCUUCCACAUCACCUUGUUUCACGACAGAGGGACCGUGGCUUUGUCCAAUGGCCGAGACUUAGAGACCAUCAACACCACCAAAGAUGGCUUUGAGGUCACCAUGACCAGAUUUGAACCCACUGAAAGAAUGUCAACUUAUCUUCUUGCGUUUAUCGUCAGUGACUUCGAUCACGUCACAGGAUCAGUGGAGAACAGUAAUAUUUUGGUUCGUAUCUGGGCUCGGAGGAAAGCUGUGUCUGAAGGACAGGGAGACUAUGCUCUGAACGUUACCGGUCCAAUGCUGAGGUUUUAUGAGAAAUACUACAAUACCAGCUACCCACUGUCUAAGUCAGACCAGAUCGCUCUGCCUGACUUCAAUGCUGGAGCCAUGGAGAACUGGGGUCUAAUCACCUAUAGAGAGACAGCCCUGCUGUUCGAUUCUGAAAUCUCCUCAGUGGGAAACAAGGAGAGAGUUACCACCGUAGUUGCUCAUGAACUUGCUCAUAUGUGGUUUGGGAACCUGGUGACUCUGAGGUGGUGGAAUGACCUGUGGCUUAACGAGGGCUUUGCCUCCUACGUGGAGUACCUGGGGGCUGACUACGCAGAACCCACAUGGAACAUUAAAGAGCAGAUCAUCCUGUAUGAUGUUCACAAGGUGUUUGCUGUGGAUGCUCUGGCCUCCUCUCACCCUCUGUCCCGAAAAGAGGAGGAAGUCAAUCGGCCUGCAGAGAUCUCUGAAAUGUUCAACACCAUUUCCUACAGCAAGGGGGCUGCCGUCCUGAGGAUGCUGUCAGAAUUCCUAACGGAGCCGGUCUUUGCCAGAGGGCUAAGUUCUUACCUGAAUAAGUUUGCCUUCAACAACACCGUGUAUACAGAUCUGUGGGAUCAUCUUCAGAAAGCAGUCAUCAGCACUCCAGAGAUAAGGCUGCCUGACACGGUACAUAACAUAAUGAACCGCUGGGUUCUGCAGAUGGGCUUUCCUGUGGUCACCAUAGAUACCACCAAUGGAAAGAUUACCCAGAAGCACUUCCUGUUGGACCCUGAUUCUGUAGUGGAAAGGCCCUCGCCAUACAAUUACACCUGGUUUGUCCCCAUCAAAUGGAUGAAGGGAGGAGUUGAGCAAGAGCAACACUGGCUUCUACAGCGAGCAGAACACCACCUCCCCAUGAGAACAUCAGGAUCUGAGUGGCUCCUGGUCAACCUCAAAAUGUCUGGCUAUUACAGAGUUAACUACAACUUGGAAAACUGGGAACGGCUCCUCAACCAGCUCAACACAGACCACUUGGUAAUUCCUGUGAUCAACAGGGCUCAAAUACUGGAUGAUGCUUUCAAUCUAGCCAGGGCGAAGAUAGUCAACACUACAUUAGCUCUGAGGACCACCAGGUACCUGUAUCAGGAGCGAGACUAUAUCCCCUGGGAGUCAGCAAUCAGGAACCUCAACUAUUACAUCCUGAUGUUUGACCGGGGACCGGGCUAUGGGGCACUACAGGCUUACCUGAAAAAACAGAUCACCCCUCUCUUUGAACACUUCAGGACGAUUACGGCUAAUUGGACCAAAGUCCCCGUGGGCCACAACGACCAGUACAACCAGAUAAACGCCAUAUCGUUUGCGUGCAUGACUGGGGUGGAGGCCUGCAGGGUACUCACUAGGUCCUGGUUCAGAGAGUGGAUGAGAAACCCGCACAGAAACCCGAUUCAUCCCAACCUGAAGUCCACCGUGUACUGUAAUGCCAUAGCUGCAGGAGGGGUAGAGGAAUGGGAUUUUGCUUGGAUGAUGUUGAAGAAUGCCACCGUAGCCACAGAGGCUGCCAAACUGAGGGGGGCCCUGGCCUGUACCAAGGCCCCCUGGCUCUUGAAUAGGUAUUUGGAGUAUUCCCUGGACCCAGCUCAGAUCCGAAAGCAGGAUGCCACCGCCACUAUCAGCAACGUUGCUAGUAACGUGGUGGGGAUGCCUCUUGCCUGGGCUUUUGUCAGAGCUAGGUGGAGCUACAUCUUUUCAGAAUAUGGAGGAGGGUCCUUCUCAUUUUCUAACCUCAUCAACGCUGUGACCCGAAGAUUCUCAACUGAGUUUGAACUGAAGCAGCUGAAGCAAUUUAAAGAAGACAACGCCCAUGUGGGGUCUGGCUCAGGGACACUGGCUCUGGAGCAGGCUAUAGAGAAGACCUCCGCUAACAUCAGAUGGGUGGCGGAGAACCAGCAGCACAUUAUCAACUGGUUCACCAGUGAAUCUAGGUGAUUAUCUGACCCCACCAUACAUCCGUUGGGCCAAGCCACCGGGAUAGUGGGGUUCCUGCCUAUUAAACUGUCAGGGACGCAGCCUUCUGCUCGCUGAGGCUCUGGGGGAUGAAGGCAAACUGGCGAAUGACGAGAAGACCCACAUUGUGUCAUUACGAUGUAAUGGGAAUGUGCGUAGACAAUGGGUCAGGAUACAUGUGAAAUAUACCAAAAUUGUCAAAUAAUGUUUUUCUGAUGUUUUUUAAGUGUACUGUAUUUUAAUGCAUGACAUAUACGUAUAUGAAUGUUUUUGGAAUUCAGACAUGUGCAGGAAAUAUAUUAUUUGGCAUGUUUCUUUAUUUCUCAUGUAUUUAAAUUUUCUGGUAUGAUUUAUGUGCAUUCAUGUUGAUUGUCACUUUGUUUAUAAAUUGGUAUGUUUAUGCAUUAGAUUAUUUGAACAUGUUUAAAGUUCUGAGAAAGGGAGAAUAUACUUAUGAAUGUGAAGAUCUGAAUACAUUUAAAAUAUUACAAAGAUUGUUUAAAAUCUGAGAGAAAUAGCAUAUAAAUAUUAAGAUUUGAAAUAAAGUACAUCAAUAAAUGUCUUCAACUGAAGUCCAUAAUGGACAUUAAUCAUUUUCUUUCGAUACACUUAUUUUCUGAGUUCCCUAAUGGAGAAUACUGAAUAAAAAAUGAAUUCAC
Molecule: messenger RNA, 4202 nt
Organism: Esox lucius (northern pike)
Lineage: Eukaryota; Metazoa; Chordata; Actinopteri; Esociformes; Esocidae
Product: aminopeptidase Ey
Exons: 25
Coding region: 625-3525 (966 amino acids)
Biological process (GO): peptide catabolic process; proteolysis
Cellular component (GO): cytoplasm
Molecular function (GO): peptide binding; zinc ion binding; metalloaminopeptidase activity
Source: RefSeq, a predicted model, not a curated record